ACAGGAAGAAGACAAACUAUUGAUGUACAAGAUAUCCCAUGCAGUGCGGUUGAGGAACAAUCCAAUAUAUUGUGGUGAGCUUUGUUUCUGAAUAGAUGAAUGGAAGUGUUCAAGCAACUUAGACUUCUUCUGUGGAAGAAUUUUAUCUUAAAGAAACGGAACAUCAUAGUGACAAUCAUGGAAAUCCUUAUACCAUUGCUGUUUAUGGGGAUUUUAAUUUGGCUUCGCCUGAUUAUUAAGUCACAAAAAAUUGAUUCUCUCCGGUACAAUGGCCAGUCCAUUGAUGAACUACCCAUGUUUUUCCAAAAUUCUCCUAAGAAUGGCCAGUGGGAGCUGGUUUAUAUUCCUUCCAACAGUGAUGUUGUGAAGGAUAUCAUUGAGGAAGUGAAAAAGAACUUAAACAUCAGUUUCAGAGUUCAAGGCUUUCUCUCAGAGGACGAUUUUAAGAAGUACAUUAAAUAUUAUGAUAACUCUUCUUAUGUGCUGGCUGCCAUUGUUUUUGACCACAUUUUUCUCAAAAGUGAUGACCCCUUGCCGCUUAAGGUUAAGUACUAUCUGCGUCUUUAUGACUCUCCACGGAACCCUGAGGUCAAGAAGCUUCUUUUUAGAAGAUCAACAACAGGCUGGCACACUACCACACUUUUUCCACUCUUUCCAACCCCAGGACCCAGGGAACCCUUAUAUCCUGAUGGAGGAGAUCCUGGAUAUAUCAGAGAAGGAUUCCUGACAGUGCAGCAUGCUGUGGACAAAGCUAUUAUGAGGUACCAUGCACCAGAAGCUGCCAACAAGAUAUUUGACAAAAUCACCUUAAUUGUGAAGAGGUUUCCUUACCCAGAUUUCAUUAACGACCCUUUCCUCACUGUUGUACAAUUCACGUUGCCUCUACUUCUUGUGCUGGCCUUUACUUUCACCGUACUGAACAUCAUCCGUAGCAUUGUGCAUGAGAAGGAGAAAAAACUGAAGGAAUAUAUGAGAAUGAUGGGACUCAACAAUUGGCUACACUGGCUUACGUGGUUCCUUGUGUUUUUUGUCUUCUUCUUCAUUGCUGUUUUUUUAAUCACUAUUCUCUUUUGUAUCAAGGUGAAAGGUGAUGUGGCAGUGCUCACCAAAAGUAACCCAGUUUUGAUAUUUUUCUUUCUGAUGUGUUUUGCAACAUCUUCCAUCUCCUUUGGCUUCAUGGUCAGCACAUUCUUUGGUAAAGCCAAUUUAGCAGCUGCCACAGGAGGCUUCCUUUACUUUAUUGCCUACAUUCCAUACUUCUUUAUUGAACCUCGGUACCACCGGAUGACUUAUAGCCAGAAGUUAUCAUCUUGUCUCCUCUCAAAUGUUGCAAUGGCAUUAGGAAUUUUGCUCCUAGUCAAGUUUGAAGGGAAAGGGACAGGCAUGCAAUGGAAAGACUUCACAUCACCUGUUAACAUAGAUGAUAACUUCACUUUUGGACAUGUGGUAUUAAUGCUAUUAUAUGACACUGUUUUCUAUGGUUUGGUGACCUGGUAUGUGGAAGCUGUAUUUCCUGGACAAUAUGGUAUGCCCCAGCCUUGGUAUUUCUUCUUGCUGCCUUCCUACUGGUUAGGGAAGCCAAGAAUGAUUUUACAAGAAAGGAAGGAGGAGGAGGACCUUGAGAAAUCUCCACAGCAUGAAUUCUUUGAGGCUGAACCUACAGACCUGCUAGCAGGAAUAAAGAUAAAAAAUCUCUGCAAGACUUUUAUGAUGGGGAAAAAGAGAAAAGAAGCUAUAAGAAACCUGAGUCUCAAUUUGUAUGAAGGGCAAAUCACUGUUCUUCUAGGACAUAAUGGAGCAGGGAAGACUACUACCCUAUCUAUACUUACAGGUCUCUUUCCUCCUACAAGUGGACAAGCAUACAUCAGUGGGUAUGAGAUUUCACAGAAUAUGGUUCAUAUUCGGAAGAGUCUGGGUUUAUGCCCCCAGCAUGAUGUCUUAUAUGAUGAAAUGACAGUUGCUGAGCACCUUUAUUUUUAUGCUCAGCUAAAAGGACUGCCUAAGGAAAAGUGCCAGGAGGAAGUCAAUCAUAUCUUGAGCAUUCUUGAUAUAGAUCGGAAACGCCAUACUCUUUCAAGGUCUUUGAGUGGGGGAAUGAAACGCAAGGUUUCCAUUGGCAUCGCACUCAUAGCAGGCUCCAAGGUAGUGAUGUUGGAUGAGCCGACAUCUGGCAUGGAUCCAGUCUCAAGGCGGGCUACCUGGGAUCUCCUUCAGCAUCAGAAAAAUAAACGAACAAUCAUGCUGACCACUCAUUUUAUGGAUGAGGCUGACCUAUUGGGGGACCGAAUUGCCAUCAUGGCCAAAGGGGAACUACAGUGCUGUGGCUCUUCACUUUUCCUCAAACACAAAUAUGGUGCAGGAUACCACAUGAUCAUAGUGAAGGGACCUACAUGUAACAUUGAGGAAAUUUCCCAUCUGAUUUCUUACCAUGUACCAACUGCCACAAUGGAAAGUAAUGUUGGGGCUGAAUUAUCAUUUAUCCUCCCCAAAGAGAGUUCAUACAAAUUUGAAUCUUUAUUUACUGAACUGGAAGAGAAACAGACAGAGCUAGGCAUUGCCAGCUAUGGUGCCUCUGUCACUACUAUGGAAGAAGUCUUCCUUAGGGUCGGUAAAUUGGUGGAUUCUAGCAUGGAUCUUCAAGCAAUCCAGCUCCCCACUCUGAAAUAUGAGAAAAGUACAGAAGAUUCAGAUAGCAGUAAAAAUCUUGGUGACUCAAGUGAAUUGGAACUGAAGGUUCUAACUAAAAAGAAAUCUCAUAUGGAAUUAAAUACCGGGCUUUUACUUCACUGCCAGCAAUUCUUUGCCAUGUUAGUGAAGAAGGUUAUGUAUAGUUGGCGUGAGUGGAAGAUGAUAACAGCACAGAUUCUGGUGCCUCUGACAUGUACUACUAUAGCUCUUAUGGCCAUCAACUACUCUUCCAAGAUUCCAGAUCCAUCUGCUCUCAAAUUGUCCUUAAAUGCAUACGAUAAGACAAUUGUACCUUACAAUUUCUCUGGAUCUUUAAGUCUUGAAAACAUCUUUAUUCAAAUGCUGGAUAGAGUUUUUGAUAGUAAUAACCACCACAGCAUUCUGCUGGCUGAAAAUGUGGAAGCAGAACUGCUUUCUAAGAUAAAAGAGAGCGAAGGCUUUAAUGAGCACUGCCUUGUAGCAGUUUCCUUCAAACAACAUGGAAAUUACACAUUAAUCACCGCUUUCUUCAACAAUCAAGCCUACCAUACUCCUGCCAUGGCAAUAGCAGUGGUAGACAAUAUUCUAUUCAAGUUGAUUUCUGGCCCACAAGCUUCCAUUACUGUUUUCAAUUAUCCUCAACCUCGAAGUUCCAUCCAAGCUGCAAAGGAGCAGUAUUUUUGGGGCCAUAAGGGAUUUGACAUUGCUAUCAACAUGCUCUAUGGCAUGGGCUCAUUGGCCAGUACCUUUUCUAUAAUGGCAGUUACUGAGAGAGUCAUAAAGGCAAAGCAUAUCCAGUUUGUCAGUGGAGUCUAUGUUAUUAAUUUCUGGCUGUCUUCCCUUAUAUGGGAUCUCAUUGUCUUCUUCAUUCCCUGUUUGCUGCUACUGGGGGUGUUCAGAUUCUUUGAUGUAAAAGCUUUCACUCAGGACAACCACCCUGCGGAUGCAUUGCUGAUAUUAAUGUUGUAUGGCUGGUCCAUCAUUCCUCUCAUGUACCUAAUGAGCUUCCUCUUUGUGGCAGGUGCCACUGCCUUCAUAAGGCUCAUCAUGUUCAACUUCUUCUCAGGCAUUAUCACCUUAAUCGUCCUCUAUGUCACAAGCUUCAAGGGAUUAAAAUUGGACAAAAUCCAUAUAAUUCUGGAUAAAAUAUUCCUCUUGCUACCUAACCACAGCUUAGGGAUGUGCAUCAGCAGUUUUUACACCAACUUUGAGACCAAGAAAUACUGUACCUCCUCUGCUACUGCAGCCCUUCAUUGUCAAAUUUCAAAUUUAGAAUAUGAAGAUGAUUUCUAUACAUGGGAAACUCCAGGCAUUGGAAAGUUUAUGACUUCACUGGUUGUCUCCGGCUUUCUUUUCUUCAUCCUGCUUUUAUUUAUUGAGACUAACAUUCCCUGGAGAUUAAACAUCCUUAUAAGUCACCUCUUUAGGGCUCGUAAUUGGGCACAAGUGCAUAGCAAAGAAUCAGUCCUUCCCAAAGACCAAGAAGUUGAAGAUGAAAGAAAGAAAAUUGAGGAAUCCCUUCCGGAGCUUUUGCGGACCACUCCACUGGUUGUUAAGCAACUCACAAAGGUGUAUGGCAGUAGAGUGCCCUUCUUGGCUGUAAAUAGGAUCUCCCUAACUGUCCAGAAAGGAGAGUGCUUUGGAUUGCUUGGCUUCAAUGGAGCAGGGAAAACCACUACCUUCAAAAUGCUGACGGGGGACGAAACUAUCACUUCUGGGAAGGCCUAUAUUGAUGGCUACAACAUCAUCACCCACAUAAAAGAGGUACGACAAAGAAUUGGUUACUGCCCUCAAUUUGAUGCUUUACUGGACCACAUGACAGGACGAGAGACUUUGGUCAUGUAUGCCCGGCUUCGUGGCAUCCCUGAGCACCGCAUUAAUAGUCUUGUGAAGGAUGUACUGCAGGGGUUGCUUCUAGAGGCCCACUCAGACAAACUCAUCAAAACCUACAGUGGUGGUAACAAGCGUAAAUUGAGCACUGGUAUUGCCCUGAUCGGAGAUCCCUCAGUUGUCUUCCUGGAUGAACCAUCCACAGGCAUGGACCCUGUAGCCCGACGCCUGCUCUGGGAUACAGUAACACGGAGUCGUGAGUCUGGACAAGCCAUUGUCAUUACCUCUCAUAGCAUGGAAGAGUGUGAGGCUUUAUGCACCAGGCUGUCCAUCAUGGUGAAUGGGCAGUUCAAAUGCAUAGGCAGUCCACAGCACCUCAAAAGCAAGUUUGGGAGUGGAUACACUCUGCUGGCCAAGGUCAAAAGUAGCAGCCAAAAGCUGCAGGCAUUCAAGAUGUUCGUUGAAGAGACACUCCCAGGCAGUGUCCUAAAGGAUGAGCACCAUGGGAUGGUUCACUAUCACGUACCUAGCAAGGACCUCAGCUGGGCAAAGGUGUUUGGUAUCUUGGAGAAAAACAAAGAUCAAUAUGAACUGGAUGACUACUCCAUCAGUCAAAUCUCCCUGGAGCAAGUCUUCAUGAAUUUUGCCCAUUUACAGCAGCUUUCUGAAGAUGCCCAGUGAUAAGAAUAGCCAUCAUCUGUUAUUUAAUGUUUAUUCAUAGACACAAAACUCAGUUGUGUGCUGGGAUUUGAUCAGACUUUCCCCAAAGGAAGACAAAUGUAUCUAAGAUGAAGAAUGGAAAAUUCCAUCUGGAAGAUACAGCCGCAAGUAUGCCUGAAUUUGUGAGCCAAG
Dromiciops gliroides (monito del monte) is the source of this 5349-nucleotide messenger RNA. Its product is annotated as phospholipid-transporting ATPase ABCA3-like. NCBI's taxonomy places the organism in Eukaryota, Metazoa, Chordata, Mammalia, Microbiotheria, Microbiotheriidae. Gene Ontology annotation, molecular function: ABC-type transporter activity; lipid carrier activity; ATP binding. The transcript is spliced from 34 exons. Gene Ontology annotation, cellular component: membrane; intracellular membrane-bounded organelle. Gene Ontology annotation, biological process: lipid transport; transmembrane transport. Bases 100 to 5178 code for a protein of 1692 amino acids. The record is from RefSeq and is a predicted model, not a curated record.